AUGGUGGCCACCUUCAUAUAUUUCUCCCUCAACUAUCGAAUCGGUCGUCCAACAGAGGCAAAUAUUCACGACCAAACAAACCAACAACCAACCACCCAAGGCCAGGGUGUUGUACUUCCGCGGAAAAUAUGGCAAAUUUAUCUCACACCGCCGAAUGUCGAUAAGAGCGUUUUCAAAAUCGACCCCGUGCAACUGUCCGACGCAGCCUCCUGGCUAGCCCAUAACCCCGACUAUGAAUACGUUAUGGUUGGAGACAAAGGCGCUGAAGAAUUGAUACUCCAACAUUUCAAAAACAAUUCCACAUUAUUGAGAAUAUUCCGAGAGCUCAGAAAUACCGGGAUUAAGUCAGACCUGCUCAGAUACAUGAUCCUGUCAAUCAAAGGCGGUGUUUAUUCGGACAUUGACACAGAGAACCUCAAGCCUAUUGACGUGUGGGUGCCUGAAAAGUAUCGCAACGAUACUCAGGUAGCCAUAGGGGUGGAGUUUGACCGUCUUGAUGGGCCUAAUUGGGGUGAAGUCCACCCCGACCUGCAAUUUUGCCAGUGGACCAUAGCUGCGUUUCCUGGGCACAACCUCUUCAGCCAUAUGGUAGAGUGGGUUGCAUCAAAAUUAGAAGCCUUUGCAAUGGCACAGGGAACAACAUUCGCAAACCUCAAUGUCACCGCAUCCGAAGUGAUGGAAUUGACAGGACCGGCUGCCUGGACGGACGCUGUGUUCUGGCAGCUGCAGCAAUUUGAGCCAACCCUUACGUCGUUGAGAAACUUGAGUGGGUUGACAGAGCCGAGGCUUGUAGGAGAUAUUCUGAUACUGCCGAUUGAUGGUUUUGGGAUGGGCCAGCCGCACUCGAAUAGCACGAAUGACGGGUCGGUUCCAGGAGAUGCGUUGGUACGACAUAAAUUCGGGGGAUCAUGGAGGCAUAGUGGCAGUUAG
Messenger RNA from Aspergillus alliaceus, 930 nucleotides. Its product is annotated as glycosyltransferase family 32 protein. Gene Ontology annotation, molecular function: alpha-1,6-mannosyltransferase activity. NCBI's taxonomy places the organism in Eukaryota, Fungi, Ascomycota, Eurotiomycetes, Eurotiales, Aspergillaceae. The record is from RefSeq and is a predicted model, not a curated record. The coding region runs from base 1 to 930 and encodes 309 amino acids. Gene Ontology annotation, cellular component: mannan polymerase complex. Gene Ontology annotation, biological process: protein N-linked glycosylation. The transcript has a single exon.